AUGUUCCUCCCUCACGAAAUCUUCCUCCUGAUAGUUGAGGCCAUCAUCGACGACGCAGAAGCAAAAGCAUUCGACCAGCCGAUGACCUGGUGGCUGCACGGGUUCGCCGGGGAAGUAUUCGACCAGUUCACCAUCUUUUCCGUAGACGACAUACAACCCAAACUCGGCGGAAUACCCAGACAUCCGAACAGAGCCUUGAAUGACACCCUUCGCAUCUCUGAAGUCAACAGCAGCGCGUUCAGAAUUGUUCGUCGGAGAUUCUCUCGCCUCCCGUACUGGUGCCCCUACGGACCUACGACCGAUCGUGUGCCCUAUGCGUGGGCGCAUCCCAAGAUCGACUUCUUCCAUCCUGUUAUAGAGUUUUCAACAACCACUUCCAAUCGCUUGAUUAUCCGGCUCGGCAACACCGUCCUAUAUAGGCUCAUUCACCAGUCGCCUCGGGGUAGGCAGAUCACGGCACACAUCCAGAACGUCGUGUUCGCACCUGUUCUGCGGAGUGUCGAGGACAUGAGAGCCAACUGUCGAGCCCUACUGACACUGGCGAAUCUCAGAGUCCUCCAUCUCGGGAUAAGAGUGGCCGUCGAACCGCUGCCCGAGAAGUUCUGCGGGCCCGGUGUCGUCGUACCUGUCGAUGCGCCCGAGGUCGGACAGAUACGAGACUACCUCACGCAUUAUGAGGCCCUUUGGACGCCUCUCUUGGAUAGGGGUGUUCGUGUUAUACUUGAUGGUCAGACGUUUGACUCGAACAAGACGCGGUACUUAUUGGAGUUGUGUCGCGAGGAGGACGGCUUGUACUUGCGGCAUGUUGAUCCUCGGAGUCAUUGGUUCAAGCUCAGGUCAGCUCUGGAAAUCCCUGCGUAG
Colletotrichum karsti is the source of this 861-nucleotide messenger RNA. RefSeq lists its product as uncharacterized. Bases 1 to 861 code for a protein of 286 amino acids. NCBI's taxonomy places the organism in Eukaryota, Fungi, Ascomycota, Sordariomycetes, Glomerellales, Glomerellaceae. The transcript has a single exon. The record is from RefSeq and is a predicted model, not a curated record.